This is a messenger RNA of Dromaius novaehollandiae (emu), 1686 nucleotides long. RefSeq names its product acetylcholinesterase (Yt blood group) (gene ACHE). The record is from RefSeq and is a predicted model, not a curated record. Gene Ontology annotation, biological process: choline metabolic process; acetylcholine catabolic process. The transcript has 3 exons. Gene Ontology annotation, cellular component: plasma membrane. NCBI's taxonomy places the organism in Eukaryota, Metazoa, Chordata, Aves, Casuariiformes, Dromaiidae. Gene Ontology annotation, molecular function: acetylcholinesterase activity. The coding region runs from base 122 to 1660 and encodes 512 amino acids.
CCCCUACGCCGAGCCGCCCCUGGGCCGCCUGCGCUUCCAGCGGCCCCGGGCGCCGCGGCCCUGGAGCGGGGUGCUGGAGGCCUCGGCGCACCGGCACGCCUGCUACCAGCCCGUGGACACCAUGUACCCGGGCUUCGGCGGCUCCGAGAUGUGGAACCCCAACCGGGAGCUGAGCGAGGACUGCCUCUACCUCAACGUGUGGGCGCCCUGGCCGCGGCCCCGCAACGCCUCGGUGCUGGUGUGGAUCUACGGCGGCGGCUUCUACAGCGGCGCCGCCUCGCUGGACGUCUACGACGGGCGCUUCCUGGCGCAGGCCGAGCGGGUGCUGGUGGUCUCCAUGAACUACCGCGUGGGCGCCCUGGGCUUCCUGGCGCUGCCGGGCCACCCCGAGGCGCCGGGCAACGUGGGGCUGCUGGACCAGCAGCUGGCCCUGCGCUGGGUGCGCGGCAACAUCGGGGCCUUCGGCGGCGACGCCGGCGCCGUCACCCUCUUCGGCGAGAGCGCCGGCGCCGCCUCCGCCGGCCUCCACCUGCUCUCGGCCGGCAGCCGGCCGCUCUUCCGCCGCGCCGUGCUGCAGAGCGGCUCGCCCAACGGGCCCUGGGCCACCGUGGCGGCCGCCGAGGGCCGCCGGCGGGCCGGGCUGCUGGCCAAGCUGCUGGGCUGCGGCGGCGGCGGCGGCGGCGGCGGCGGCGGCGGCGGCGGCAACGACACGGAGCUGCUGGGCUGCCUGCGGGCCAAGGAGGCGCGGGAGCUGGUGGAGAAGGAGGCGCUGGUGCUGCCGCAGCAGGGCAUCUUCCGCUUCGCCUUCGUGCCCGUGGUGGACGGGGAGUUCCUGGCCGACAGCCCCGAGGCGCUGCUGAGCGCCGGGGGCCGCCCCGAGGCGCAGGUGCUGCUGGGGGCCGUGCAGGACGAGGGCAGCUACUUCCUGGUGUACGGGGCGCCGGGCUUCGGCAAGGACAACGAGAGCCUCAUCAGCCGGGAGGAGUUCCUGGGCGGCGUGCGCCUGGGCGUGCCCCACGCCAACGAGCUGGCGGCCGAGGCCGUGGUGCUGCAGUACACGGACUGGCUGGACCAGGACAACCCCGUGAAGAACCGCGAGGCGCUGGACGACAUCGUGGGCGACCACAACGUGGUGUGUCCCCUCAUGCACUUCGCCCUGCGCUGGGCCGAGCGCGGCGGCACCGUCUUCGCCUACCUCUUCGACCACCGCGCCUCCACCAUGCCCUGGCCCCCCUGGAUGGGGGUGCCGCACGGCUACGAGAUCGAGUUCGUCUUCGGGCAGCCGCUCGACCCCGGCCUCAACUACACGGCCGAGGAGCAGCAGCUCAGCCGCCGCAUCAUGCGCUACUGGGGCAACUUCGCCCGCACCGGGGACCCCAACGAGCCGUCGGAGCGGGAGCGGCGGUGGCCGUCCUACACGGUGGCGGGGCAGCGCUACGCCCGCCUCAACGCCCAGCCGCUGGCCGUGGCCCAGGGCCUCCGCGCCCAGGCCUGCGCCUUCUGGACCCGCUUCCUCCCCAAGCUGCUCAACGUCACCGACAACAUCGAGGAGGCCGAGCGGCAGUGGCGCCUGGAGUUUCACCGCUGGAGCUCCUACAUGAUGCGCUGGAAGAGCCAGUUCGACCACUACAGCCGCCAGGACCGGUGUGCCGAGCUCUGAUUGACACCAACACCGCUACCACCACC